Molecule: messenger RNA, 2846 nt
Organism: Chaetomium strumarium
Lineage: Eukaryota; Fungi; Ascomycota; Sordariomycetes; Sordariales; Chaetomiaceae
Product: TAP-like protein-domain-containing protein
Exons: 3
Coding region: 254-2401 (715 amino acids)
Source: RefSeq, a predicted model, not a curated record
CCUCAAAACAACCCGUGGUACGGAAGGAGCAACAGCAUUACGACCUUCCAAUGGUUGACCGGGCAUUUUCUCUGGGUCAUCCGGGUCGCGGUAACGGGUCAGCAUCCGGCUCAGUCCGGUAAGGAUGCCUAACUCGCAUGCGGGGUGCGUCAAUCCCGCGGGUAUUUGCCCAUCUCCAAGAACCUCAACUUCACUUCUUGGCCCUUAACUCCGCAGAAGCAUCUUCCCACUAUCCCCCAGGACUGGUGAGAAAAUGGAGAAGGGAUCCGGCAUCACAUUGCCGCUGCCUCCACAGCCAGAUACAACACGAUGCCGUGGAUCGCGGCGUCGCUUCCGAGUUGCCGCCCUGCUCGCGGGCAUCGUGGUCCUCGGCUGCCUGACAAACCUCCGUCUCUUCAGCUAUCGUCUGCGCAGCCCCGUUAGUGAAGAGCCGCACUCUGUGCAGGGCGACCACUUGAAUCCCUGGGAAUCCAUCACACCCAGCCCAGAGCUCGAAUGGCAUCCCUGCUACACCUCCAUCAACCCCUCCUUCCUCUGCGCCCGCUUCACCGUUCCCAUGGACUACACCUCCUCCUCUUCUUCUGCCAACAACAACUCAGCCUCCGCUGGCAAAGUGCACAUCGCCCUCCUCCUGCUCCCCUCCCAAACCCACAACCACACCCAAACCCACUCAUCGCCCACGAGCAAGUUGAAGCAGCCACUGUUACUCAACCCCGGCGGACCCGGCGGGUCAGGCGUGGCACUGGCCCUGCUCGGCGGCCCGGCGCUGCAGAAGGUCCUGGGGCCAGACCAACCCAUUCUGGGCUUCGACCCCCGCGGCGUGGGCUUCACUGUCCCCAGGGCCGAUUGCUGGGCUGCCCCUCCUCCGCCCUCCUGCAAGCAGCACCACCACCACCACCACCGUCACCGUACUCGUGACGGUGGUGGUGAUUGCGAGGAAGAUGUCGCCGGCGGGAUGCUGCGCCGCUUGCAGUGGGAGUCCAUGACGCGGGACUUUGGCGGGCUGAACGAGAGCGAUGUGGCCACGAGGCUGAUCGAUGCGGGUCAUCGCGGGGUGAAUCGGCUGUGUGGGGAGAAGGAUCGUCGGCUGAAGGAGGAGGGCGGGAGUAGUAGUAUACUGGGCCAUGCCAGCACGCAGCAUGUGGCGCGGGAUAUGAAGGGGAUUGUUGAUGCGUGGGAGAGGUGGGUUGGUAAACACGGGGCUGGGGAAGAUGCUGAGGAGGGCCUGAAGGGAAAGUUGGUUUACUGGGGGUUUUCGUACGGCACGUAUCUUGGUGCCACGUUUGCGAGGAUGUUUCCCGAGCGGGUCGGGAGGGUGGUGUUGGAUGGUGUCGUGGAUGGGGAGCUGUACGAGACUCCCCUGUGGAGGGAGAGUCUGGUGGAUGCGGAUAAAGUGCUGGGGGAGCUGUUCCGAUACUGUGUCGAGGCGGGGAGGAAGUGCGAUCUGUAUCGGAACGGGGAUACCGCGCAGGAUGUCAAGCGGCGAUAUGAUGAGGUCAUGGACCGUCUGGAGACGAGCCCCGUCACCUUUACCCACCCGGAGCACUUCUACCCGGUCUUCCUCCGCAACAACUUCGUCAAGCAGCUCGUCUUCACGACCCUGUAUUCGCCGGUGAAGGGGUUCCCUGGGCUGGCCACCGUGCUGAACAUCAUCUACGAGGGCAAGUACGAGCUGCUGGGCGCGCUCUUCCAGGACGCGCAGCUGCUCUGCACGGUAGCGGGAAACCCGCUCGUCACAGGCACGAUGACCGACGCCCAGCGCGCCAUCAUGUGCGGCGACAAGACGCAGUCAGUGAAUAUGACCCUCCCCGAGAUACGCUCCGGCCACGAAGCCCUGGCGGCCACCUCCCAGUUCGGGGACAUCUGGAUGGAGCUGAUGCUGAAGUGCAACGGCUGGGAUAUCUACCCAUCCCACCCUCUCCCCGCUACCGAACUUUCAAAGACCAAUAAACAAAUCGAAACGACCCACCCAAUCCUCCUCCUCUCCAACACCUACGACCCCGUCACCCCUCUCCGCGCGGCAGUCAAGACGGCGCUGCAGUUCAAGGAUGCCGGCCUGGUGGAACAGCAGUCGCUCGGACACUGCACCAUCUCGACGGUCUCGCGAUGCAUGGCGAAGGUGCUGCGGGAGUAUUUUACAACCGGCAAGGUCCCGCCGCCUCCAAGGGUCGACGGUAAGGAGGAGUUCAAAGGGGAGUGGACGCGAUGUGGCGUUGAUGAAGUCCCCUGGGGAGCUGCUGGUCCCGAUCGGGCCGGAGUCGAGACGGUGGAGGAGAGGGAGAUGCUGGAGGGGUGGCGGGCGUUGCAGACCAUUUUUUGGAGGAUGCAGCGCUGGGCGACUGCUGAUAGGGAGGGAGGGCCGGAUAUGGAAGCGGUGAUGUCGUUGGCUAGGAGUUCGUGAUCGCGUCUUGUGUCUGAUUCUGAGAUUGUAUGCCGGCUGGAUCCCGGGGCGAAGCAUUGUGGGUUGUUGAGGUUCUGGUUUUGUCUUGCCGUUGACUGCUGGCAAGAUUUCUUUGAGCUACGUAGCGGAUUUGCGCUAAGGUUUCCCCAAAUUCUGCGACUUGUAUGUAUGAUUGUCGUGUCCACUGUACACGCACGCUCAUGGAUCUUCGACCGGAAUCGUUGUGCUGUCGUGAAGGUCAUCAAUUGAUCUAGACGCUGUACAAAGUAGGAGUGGGCGUACCUGGUUGUAACUGCCAAGUAUAAAGACCCUUUCUCCGACAUACGACAUCCAUGAUGAUCUUGUGUCGGUGACUGCUUGUAGCAUCUAUAGUUGGGAAUUGAUAAUGCCGACUUAGCCUACCUCAUCACAGUUGCAGCUCCAACGCCGGACACGGACACGUAGA